Peromyscus eremicus (cactus mouse) is the source of this 2248-nucleotide messenger RNA. It is a transcript of the gene Pex12, whose product is annotated as peroxisomal biogenesis factor 12. Gene Ontology annotation, biological process: protein import into peroxisome matrix; protein monoubiquitination. The coding region runs from base 103 to 1185 and encodes 360 amino acids. The record is from RefSeq and is a predicted model, not a curated record. Gene Ontology annotation, cellular component: peroxisomal membrane; peroxisomal importomer complex. The transcript is spliced from 3 exons. Gene Ontology annotation, molecular function: ubiquitin-protein transferase activity; zinc ion binding; protein binding. Lineage: Eukaryota; Metazoa; Chordata; Mammalia; Rodentia; Cricetidae.
CCAUGCAGAAAGAUUAAGACUCAGCACCUCUUUGAUAUAAAACAAGUUCAUGCUCAGUAGAGUAUUUGUGAGAAAAGUGAAUCCCAGUACACACAGGAUACCAUGGCUGAGCACGGGGCUCAUAUCACAACUGCUGCGGUGGCGGACGACCAUCCAUCCAUCUUUGAGGUGGUAGCACAGGACAGUUUAAUGACAGCAGUGAGACCCGCUCUUCAGCAUGUGGUCAAGGUUCUUGCAGAAUCAAAUCCUGCACACUUCGGCUUCUUUUGGAGGUGGUUUGAUGAGAUCUUCACUCUGCUAGACUUUCUGCUCCAGCAGCAUUAUCUUUCUAGAACCAGUGCCUCAUUCUCUGAACAUUUUUAUGGCUUAAAGCGGAUUGUAGCAGGGAGCUCGCAGCAGCUUCAGAGGCCAGCCAGUGCUGGUCUUCCCAAGGAGCACCUUUGGAAAUCCACCAUGUUCCUCGUUCUUCUUCCCUAUCUGAAAGUGAAGCUGGAGAAGCUGGCUUCUAGCUUGAGAGAAGAGGACGAAUACUCUAUUCACCCUCCUUCUUCGCACUGGAAACGAUUCUACAGAGCCUUCCUGGCGGCCUACCCGUUUGUUAAUAUGGCCUGGGAAGGCUGGUUUCUUACACAACAACUUCGAUACAUUCUAGGAAAAGCUGAGCACCACUCUCCCCUGCUGAAACUGGCUGGAGUGCGGCUGGGUCGACUGACAGCUCAGGACAUACAAGCUAUAGAGCAUAGACUGUCUGAAGCCAGUGCCAUGAAGGACCCCGUCAGAAGCGGCAUUGGUGAGAAGAUAAAGUCAGCUCUGAAGAAAGCUGUGGGAGGUGUCGCCUUAUCCCUCUCCACUGGCCUUUCCGUGGGUGUAUUCUUCCUGCAGUUCCUCGACUGGUGGUACUCUUCGGAGAACCAAGAAACCAUCAAAUCACUGACUGCUCUGCCUACCCCACCACCACCUGUACACCUAGACUACAACUCUGAUUCUCCCCUGCUACCCAAAAUGAAGACAGUGUGCCCGCUGUGUCGUAAAACUAGGGUGAAUGAUACAGUUCUUGCCACCUCUGGCUAUGUGUUCUGUUACCGCUGUGUGUUUAAUUAUGUGAGGAGUCACCAAACCUGUCCCAUCACAGGCUAUCCAACAGAAGUCCAGCAUCUAAUUAAACUCUACUCUCCAGAGAACUGAAAGAGAUUAGCAUAUCAUCUCAGCUCAAGUUCUCUCCUGUAAGGCCACAAGACUGUUUUCAGUAUGGCACACAACACUGACACUUCCCUAAUUCAUAACUACGUUGAUUUUCAGUAACUAUAUGGAUUCCUUUAAAAGGAUGUAUCCACUUGAUCCUAACUUUUUGGUUUGCUCUCUACCAAGCUGGUUAGGCAGGAGAAUCAGGAUUGCAGGUGGUGUGAGGGCCAACGUGGAGGUGGAUUAAAGAUCACUACAAGUGUUGCUUGUUCUCCUCAAGAGUAAGACUUUGAGCUGAGUGUGGUAAUUCGAUGUCUGCACUCAGAUGGAGGCAUGAUUCUGAGUUCAAGGCCAGCUUAGGCCACCAGAGGGAGACUGUCAAAAGGUAAAACGAAAGCGAGAGACUAUGAUUAAGAGGGAUACAAGCUCAGAGGAAAAGGCAGGUUAGACCUCAUCCGAGAGGUGGUUUGGAAACAGGCCUUCUCUUUACAAAGUAUUUCUUUACCUGCGCAGUAGAGGCUUUAUCAGACUGCAUACAAUAUGAAACAUGGACUUCCUCUUUAUAGAAAUACUUAGGGACAUUUUAGAGAAACAACCCCUUCCAUAUACUGUGACUUACUAACAUCUGCUAAUUAUCAAAUUAACAAAUGCUAAUAAUUAUCAGCAUUUGAAGAGUCCUUCAUGAGCCAUACCUGUCUCUCUUGGGAAACAGGUUAAAGAAAAAUAGAGUUUGUUUAUAGGGAGGAGUCUGGAAAUUUCAUGUGAGUGAAAGCUGGCAAGGAAUGGUGAGAUGCAGUAAAAUCCUUACCGAAUGUUUACCGAAUGCUUAUCUAAUGAAUACUUAAUGAGGAGCAAAAGCUUUCUGCCUGCUCUUAUGAGUCUUCUCAAUUGACAGUUUGCUCAAUUGACAUGAAUCAUCCUAUAUAUUCUGAAAGUUUCUAUGAAACAUUUAAGUAAAUUUUAACAAUACAUGAUUCUGGGAAAGAAUUGUUCCAUGCUGUCAUGAUUGUGUGGAAACUCAAAAGAUUAUUUCAAGGGUUUAAAAUAAAUUUUCAUUCAGAUCACC